This is a messenger RNA of Adineta ricciae, 291 nucleotides long. The record is from the annotation of a GenBank genome assembly. Lineage: Eukaryota; Metazoa; Rotifera; Eurotatoria; Adinetida; Adinetidae.
AUGUUUCCUCGUUUGAGUGAUGUUCAACUACUGAUUCAACAUAACUUAAUGGAUAGAUUGAUUAAAGUACUUGACGGGAAUGAUCAAGACAAAGUAUGGGAAGUACCUGAAAAGGUAAAAGAAAGUCUUUGCUUUCUUGAAAAAGUGGACGACGACGAUGAUGAGAAGGAUGAAGACGAAAAAGAAGAAGAGCAAGAUAACAAUAAUUCGAAUAUGUCAACAACAAACGCUCAGCCAAAUAAUGCAACUAAAACAAAUGAUGUAUCAACACAAACUGAACUUCUUCAUUAA